Phalacrocorax carbo (great cormorant) is the source of this 3015-nucleotide messenger RNA. NCBI's taxonomy places the organism in Eukaryota, Metazoa, Chordata, Aves, Suliformes, Phalacrocoracidae. The record is from RefSeq and is a predicted model, not a curated record.
GGCGCAUGCGCAAUCGGCCUAUCCUGGCGUGUACGCAGCGGGCCCAGCCAUGAAGGUGCUCGUGGGUGGUGGGACUGGCUUUGUGGGCACAGCCCUGACCCAGUUGCUGCGGAGCCGUGGGCAUGAAGUGACCCACGUCUCUCGACAAAGGGGCAAGGAUCGCAUCAGUUGGGAAGAGUUGUCCCGCUCUGGACUGCCCCCGUGUGACGCUGUGGUGAACUUGGCUGGUGAAAAUGUCCUCAACCCUUUCCGCAGAUGGGGUGAUGCCUUCUGCAGGGAAGUCAUCAGCAGCCGGGUCGAGACCACCAGGAUCAUGGCCAAAGCCAUUGCUGAUGCUGAGCAGCCACCCCAUGCUUGGGUCCUCGUCACCGGCGUAGGCUAUUACCGCCCUAGCCCCACAGCUGAGUAUACCGAGGAUAGUCCUGGGGGUGAUUUUGACUUCUUCUCACGCCUGGUGAGCUCCUGGGAAGCUGCAGCUGUCAUCCCUGGGAGCCCAGCUCGUGGUGUUGUGGUGAGAUCUGGGGUAGUGCUGGGCCGAGGUGGUGGUGCAAUCUCUCAGAUGCUCUGGCCUUUCCGUCUGGGACUAGGAGGCCCCUUGGGCUCUGGGCUUCAGCCCUUCCCAUGGAUCCACAUUCGGGACCUGGCUGGGAUUGUGUGUCAUGCCCUGGAGAGUGAGUGCCUGCAAGGCAUCCUCAAUGGUGUCUCCCCAUCCUCCCCUGCCACCUCCAGUGGCAUCUUUGCUCAGGAGUUUGCUGCAGCCCUGGGGCGCCCAGCCCUGCUGCCAGUGCCUGCUUGGGCUGUGCGGGCUAUCUUUGGGGCAGAGCGGGCCAUCAUGCUGUUGGAGGGCCAGAGGGUGGUGCCAAAACACACCCUGGAGAGUGGCUACCAUUUCAUCUUCCCUGAGCUGUCUGAAGCUCUGAAGGACAUUGUGGCUUGAGGACUCCUUGGCUGGGCUGGGUUGGGACCUGUUUUUUUGAGCUCCCUGGCUCACAUGACUUCCCUUGGGUGAAAGAGGGUAGCCCUGCCCCUUGUUGACAUUUCCCCGGCCCCACACAGAGAGUGUGAGCAAUCUUUUCCCCUUCCUAUCCGUUUGUGCAUCCCCAGUUUACGAGUCAUCCAUCUUACUCCACAUUACCCACUUUUGGGGAAUGGCACAAUCCCCUCUGAGGAUUGUGACUGUUGUAUCUGCCAUCAUCCCUUUUCCACAGUGUGCAUGUAAGCUGCCUGGAGAGCAGCUGGGUGGUGUAUUGUCUCUUCCCCUGACAGACAGGAGUGGCAGCAUGAAAGAGGUAUUCAGGUGUUGUAUUUCUCCUCCAUGUUACUGCAAGACCCUCUUCCUGUUUUUCCUCAUGUCUUUCCCCCGUGGUCACACAGAGACCUGGUUAUGCUCUUCUGCUUUGCCUUUCUCAGUCUCAUAGAGAAUAGAGUUGUGGUUGUAGGAGAAGAUCCAUUGGGGGUGGCAGGCGCAAAGGGUGCUGGAUAUGGAUGGCUUGGAGACUUUGCCAUCUGCUUUGUUGUGGUGGCACUAAGUUGCUGUGUCAGAACCUCCAGCUGAGCCUAGGCUCAAGAGUCAUAUCCUUCCAGGGUUUCAUAACCCUGAUGCUGUGGUGGGGAUGAAGGAGAACACUGCUUUGCCAGCCUGCGGGGACAAGGGUGGCAGUGGGACCCUGGACUUGCUCUUGAGGCCUUGGGUAGGUGUCAGCUACAUCUGAGCUUGUGCUAGGGAGAAACUGAGUGGUUCAGCUUGGUGUGAGGGAGUGCAAGGCACUGCUUCAGUCUAAACGGUGCAUAUCAGCUAUUGCCUUCAUUGUAGACGUAGGGGAAUAGGGAUUGGCGACCGGAAGAUCACGGGCUGUGACGGAAAGAUAGACUCCUCCCCAUAGGAGUGGCCGGAACAGGAAGCGCAAGAGCUAUAUAAGCGUGUGACGCAGUUAAAUAAACGGACAUUUUGUAUCCAUCAUAUUGAUGUCUGUGCAUCACUGUCCCCAGGGUGGGUAGAGCCCUGUGUCCCGGAGAUAUGUGGCCCAAGAUAAGUUCUCCCAUAGAAGCGUACAGCAACAGUAGUUAUCGAAUCCCAGACAGGGUGGUUUUCCCCUCUUCAUCCCAUGAGGUGGUACUUGUGUUCAAGGGGUUCCCACUGAUUGGGCAGUGGGAAUACCCAGGCUGUCUGGGCUGCCUCGCGAAGCAGUACCUCUUCUCCUGUGGAGAGCAUUGCAAUUUCAUAAUCUCCUGCUGUAAGGAAAUGUAUCCACAUGGUUCCCUUAAUGCAUUUUCACAUGCCAAAAUGGGUUGUGAGAUAUGAAAUAUACAGAGCAGCUAAGUUCAUUAUAGCGCUGCUUCUGGAGAAAUAUUCCUUGUGUGAUGUAAUUUUGGGCUAGAAGAAUAUAUUAAAAAGUAUUUCAGGCAGGUAAAAAGACCUGCUGCACUCCUGAAGUAAGAAGCUAUCCAGAAAGAGAGCACUCCACAUGUUUCUGAUUUAUACCAGGUUAAUGUCACAGUAGCUGAAGGGUCAGUCUUGGUGGAGUCCAGGCUCCCUAUUCCCCUGCCUCUUUUCUCAGUCCAUACUGGAGACAGAAUGGCAAUCUGAUGACUUUUCAGGCAGGAAAAUAGAGUGGGACUGUCCAGCUGGAUCUGGAGAUAGUCAGCAUGCGCACAGCCAGGUGAACGGGGACUUUAGAAAUAGCUGUGAAAGCAACAUCACCUGAGAUAAAUCUGGCAUGCUUGGAUUGUGCCUCAGUUUCCCGUCUUCAAGUAACUACUCUGAGUUACAGGCCCAGUUAAUUGUGGGGCAAUAUGAUAGGGACAAUCAGCAGUGCUUUGUGUUUAGUUAUUCCAUCUACCUUUUUAGAGCCUCAGACUUCAGUCUGCUUCCCCAGAUGUUGUGGACUACAGCAUCCUUCUGUCAGGUGAGCUGGUUAGCUAGCCCAAUUAGAUUGUUUCUCUACCUGUAUGUACCUUGAUGAUUGCAACAGCUUUGAGUUGUGAUUGGAAAUAAAGGCAAGUAAGGCUGGAGAA